Messenger RNA from Purpureocillium takamizusanense, 2026 nucleotides. RefSeq names its product Delta(7)-sterol 5(6)-desaturase. Gene Ontology annotation, molecular function: oxidoreductase activity; iron ion binding. The record is from RefSeq and is a predicted model, not a curated record. The transcript has 2 exons. Bases 647 to 1690 code for a protein of 347 amino acids. Gene Ontology annotation, biological process: lipid biosynthetic process. Lineage: Eukaryota; Fungi; Ascomycota; Sordariomycetes; Hypocreales; Ophiocordycipitaceae.
AAGUAGGCAAUUAAGGUAGUGAGUGACUGUACAAAGGCGUCUACAGUACCUAGGCAACUUGUACCUGGAUCUGAAUCGCACAUCUCGUCGCGAGCUUCUAGAAGCCUUCUUCUGUCUCUCUUGUUCCAGCUCAUCUUGGUUUGAGCGCAGCCGAGCACGUACUGAUUGUACGCCAACAUCGAGCAGCGGCCUCUGACAGCAGUCUAGCCGCCCGAAUCGUCGUCGCGCGCCGGUUGUACCAGACCAAAACUGCGACCGCCGCUCCAGUUUUCCCCCCUGGCGUCGGCUUGUUGGUCCCCGGUUCGCCUCUACCAUCUAAAAUCCGAGGGUGCACCGAUUUGACUUACAAAUGCAUGCCAGGCCCGCUGCCCUCGAGCCUGCCCGCUGAUACUACAAGACAAGGACGUCGCCUCGUGCCUGUCGUCGCCCGUCUUACAGCAGGCUGCUGCGUCGUGCGACCUCACUCACGCUGCCGCUGUCCGAAAGAAACAAGGUGACACGAUCCCGACCCUGCUCUGCUCUGUUCUAGGAGCUUGUCGACCUCGCCAGUGCUGUGACACGCCGACACCAGCCAACCGGCCAUCACCUCGCCUUCUCUUCCUCCCCUCUUCGGAGCAGCCUCGUGCGGCCCCCCCCGCCGCCCACCAUGGAUAUCGUGCUCGAGCUCACCGACACCUUCAUUGCCGACUAUGCCUACGCCUACUUUGCCCCUGCGCGUUCGGCCCCUUAUGACUUCCCCCACGCCACGACCGCCAAUGCCUCGGCGCAGAGCUUCUCAACGUGGACCUACAAGCCUGCCACCAAGUUCCUUCAGGUCCAGCCCUCCCAGGCCGCUUACACCACCUCGAUGCCUCGUGAUGAUCCGUUGCGCCAGCUCAUAACCCUCUUUUGGAUCACCUGGAUCUUUGGUAUCAUAGUCUACUUCAUCUUCGCCACGCUGUCAUACUUCCUCAUCUUCGAUAAGCGCACUCUCGACCACCCCAGGUUCCUCAAGAACCAGAUCUGGCUCGAAAUCAGGCAGGCCAACAAGUCGAUGCCCUUCAUGGCCGUCUGCACCGCACCCCUUUUCCUCCUCGAGGUCCGCGGCUACGGCAAUCUCUACGACACCACCGACGAGGGGCCCGGCAUGUGGUACAACAUUCUCCAGUUCCCGCUCUUCUUGCUUUUCACCGACUUCUGCAUCUACUGGAUCCACCGCUCCCUGCACCACCCCCUCGUUUACAAACACCUCCAUAAGCCGCACCACAAAUGGAUUAUGCCCACGCCCUACGCCAGUCAUGCCUUCCACCCCUUGGACGGUUUCGCCCAGUCGCUACCCUACCACAUCUUCCCCUUCAUCUUCCCUUUCCAGAAGGUAGCCUACGUCUUCCUCUUCGUCUUUGUCAAUUUCUGGUCCAUUCUCAUCCACGACGGUGAGUAUCUCACCAACAACCCCGUCGUAAACGGUGCUGCCUGUCACUCGCUGCACCACUCCCGCUUCGAGGUCAACUACGGCCAAUUCUUCACGGCCUUUGACCGCCUCGGUGGCACCUACAGAAUGCCCGAGGCGUGGAUGUUCGAAAAGGACAAGAAGAUGUCCCAGAAGCAGUGGAAGAAGGAGUCGGUCACUGUCGACGAGUUCGUCAAGGAAAUCGAGGGCGAUGACGAGCGCACCUACGGUCCUGAUAUCGUCGCCAAGAAGACCAAGUAGUUACUCUCACGGCACGUGACGAUGUAGACCUUGGGGUCACAUUGGGUCUUGAGUCGCGCCCGCAAGGCGUCACACUGAUCGUCAUCUGAUAUUGGGCAUUCUGGCAGGCUUGCCUAGGCAGGAACCAACGACCACGGAUCAAAGCCAAUCUUUCAUGUACAUAUAUAGCAUUGUCAGAUCCCCGGAGGAAGUCUGGCCAUGGUGCUGAGACUGUAGGGAGGCAGGAUCACGGCGUUGUCAUGAGAUACGGAACCACUGCGAUGACUUGUAUAUUCCAUAGCCGAUUCAAACAGAGAUGCUGACAUCGCUCUUUGUCAGCUCUUAAUACUAAUACGC